ACAACGCCAGAAACCAGCAUUGUGAUUGUGGGCGUGGACCGGGCGUGAGGCGUACUUCGCGACUGCUCAAACGCAUGCGCCACAAAGUCAGGGUUGGUUUCAGUGCAGGGUCAGAGGGAACAGCUGCUGUCACUUCAGAAGCCUGGUUGUCCAUCCAGCAUCAUGGGAAAGAAGAGUCGAGUGAAGACUCAGAAGUCAGGCUCAGGAGCUAUGGCUGUGGUUUCCCCCAAGGAGAUGAUGAACCUGAUUGCUGAACUGUUGCAGAAAUGCAGCAGUGCAGCAGCGUCUGCUGGUAAAGAGUGGGAGGAGUACAUCCAAAUAAGAGGCUUGGUGGAGAGAAUCCGCAAAAAGCAGAAGGGCAUGUCCAUUGUGUUUGAGGGCAGCAGGGAGGACCACUUCCCUGAACUGAUGUCUUGGGCUAAGGAAAAUGGGGCCUCCUGUGAAUGCUUCACUGUGGCCAACUUUGGGAAGGAAGGCUAUGGCCUGAGGGCCACCAGAGACAUCAAGGCAGAGGAACUAUUCCUGUGGAUUCCCAGGAAGAUGCUGAUGACAGUGGAAUCGGCACAGAACUCAAUAUUGGGUCCUUUGUAUAGCCAGGAUCGGAUCCUGCAGGCCAUGGGGAAUGUGACGCUGGCCCUCCACCUGCUAUGUGAGCGAGCCAACCCUGCUUCCUUCUGGCUACCAUACAUCCGCAGUCUUCCUCAAGAAUAUGACAUACCUCUGUACUACCAGCAAGAGGAUGUGCAGCUCCUACUGGGCACACAGGCUGUGCAGGAUGUCCUCAGCCAGUAUAAAAACACUGCACGCCAGUAUGCUUACUUCUACAAACUGGUACAGACUCAUCCCACUGCCAGCAAGCUGCCCUUGAAGGACUGCUUCACAUUUGAUGACUACAGGUGGGCCGUAUCGUCUGUGAUGACCCGUCAGAAUCAAAUCCCUACUGAGGAUGGCAGCAGAGUCACCCUGGCCCUCAUUCCUCUCUGGGACAUGUGCAACCACACAAAUGGACUGAUCACCACCGGAUACAACCUAGAGGAUGAUCGCUGCGAGUGUGUGGCACUGCAGGACUAUAAGGAGAACGAACAGAUCUACAUCUUUUAUGGCACAAGAUCCAAUGCCGAGUUUGUAAUCCACAAUGGCUUCUUCUUCCAAGACGACGCCCACGACCGGGUGAAGAUCAAGCUUGGUGUUAGUAAAAGUGAACGCCUGUAUGCCAUGAAGGCUGAAGUUCUGGCGAGAGCUGGCAUCCCAGCCUCCUAUGUUUUUGCUCUGCACUGCAAUGAACCCCCAAUUUCAGCCCAGCUCCUCGCCUUCCUACGAGUCUUCUGCAUGACAGAGGAUGAACUAAAGUACUACCUGCUCGGAGAUCGUGCCAUCAAUAAGAUCUUCACCCUGGGCAACAGCGAGUUCCCUGUGAGCUGGGAGAACGAGAUCAAGUUGUGGACAUUCCUCGAGACUCGGGCUGCUCUUCUGCUCAAGACCUACAAGACCACGUCAGAGGAGGACCGCUCCAUGCUGGAGAAGCCUGAUCUGUCUCUUCAUUCCCGCAUGGCUAUCCAACUCCGCCUGGCUGAGAAGCAGAUCCUAGAGAAGGCGCUGGCUUGUGGCCGGGCCAAACGUCUGUAUUUCCAGAAAAAGCUGGAGGAGGGGGCGUCGCUGCCUUGUUAUGAGGAAAGUGAUAUCGCUUUGCUGGAGAAUACUGAAGCGGAUGCAAAACUUCCAGUUAUCCUGCGUAAGGUGGAGGAAGGCCAGGAGAUCCAGGUGGAUGAGGACAGUCCUCUCCUGAAUGGGAUGAAGGUGGUGUACGGGACUAACGCAGAGGCUAAUGGAGAACGAGAUCAGGACAAUAAUGUCAGCACAGAUGUUAACUCUGCUUUGGCCUCGAUGGAAUGUUCGAGCCAAAGGGAAGAAGCUAACCUAAGUGCCAGUCGAACUGAAGACGAACCCAAAGAGAACACUGUUUAAAUAAUUCCAGCAACUGCCACACUCCAUGCUAUUUAUUUAUUUUUGUGUCUCUUCAAUGACUCAGAAAAAUAGCUGAAACAAGAAAUUGAAUUAAAAGUCAUGGAACUUGUGUGUGUGUUCAUCUAGUGUGGCUUUUGUUAGUGCUUGAUUGCUGAAUUGCCUUCCAGGCUUCUAUGCAGAAGAUGUUUUUUAUUACAGUGGAGUUUAGUUACCUUUGAAACACAGGUGUAAACUGAAAGUGCAUGGGAGGAAACCAAAGGAAGGUACCACAGAACAGCACCUCGAGGCGACUGUUGAUUUGGCACUAUUUAAAAUUGAACAGGUUCUAGAAAAAGGAGGAAAAGGUUUUAGCUGAAUAUCUCUACAAAGCCAAAAUCUCCCUGUGAUGUGAAUGUGUUGGUUUGUGUGUGCACUACUCUGGUUAAUGGAAGAACGCAGAGUGCUCUGUAGGCAAAGGUGUUCAAAAUAACACGCUGAUCUGGAAGAUUUUGUUUUUGCAUUGGAAUAUUAUUAUUUAGCAUUUUAAGAAGUAACUAGGUAAUCUGUAGUGUAAGCUGCACUGAUUAGGAGUAGUUGUGGCUACAGUGAGACCUACGCGAUGAAGCCGUACAGCAGCAGCGACUCGGUGAGGCAGGGAACGCCUUUGGAAGCUUUUUCUUCACCCGCCUUAAAAAUGUGCUCGUCCAAUCACUGACAUGUGACACGUGGAAACAAAGAAGUGUCGUUCUCUAGGUCGGCAUUGAUUGAAGGAGUGGCCUCAGUAACUGUGUCUGUGCUGAUCGCGACUGAAAAUCUGACAGGCCUGCAAUGUAACAGUUUACCUGCGGCAGACUGUGGGUGUCAGGGCUUACCACACUGGUGAUUUCAAACUAAGUGAAUGUGGCAGCUUUGUAGGUCUUAUAGGGAUGCAGACCGAGGCCUCAGAACCUGUUUGAAUGAGUCCGUUCUGACGCUGCACCAAAGAUGUUGGACAUUACCUAGGAACUAAUUUGCAUAAAGCUCUGGCAAUUGUAUCUUCUUUUCAACAUGUCUUCCUCAGUACAUUUCUUGGUUCCUAUUAAAAUUUAAAGCACGUA
Molecule: messenger RNA, 3041 nt
Organism: Oreochromis niloticus (Nile tilapia)
Lineage: Eukaryota; Metazoa; Chordata; Actinopteri; Cichliformes; Cichlidae
Gene: setd3
Product: SET domain containing 3, actin histidine methyltransferase
Exons: 13
Coding region: 163-1965 (600 amino acids)
Biological process (GO): peptidyl-lysine monomethylation; actin modification; peptidyl-lysine trimethylation
Molecular function (GO): protein binding; protein-L-histidine N-tele-methyltransferase activity; protein-lysine N-methyltransferase activity
Source: RefSeq, a predicted model, not a curated record